Pollicipes pollicipes is the source of this 637-nucleotide messenger RNA. RefSeq names its product cold and drought-regulated protein CORA. The record is from RefSeq and is a predicted model, not a curated record. The transcript has 5 exons. The coding region runs from base 23 to 637 and encodes 204 amino acids. Lineage: Eukaryota; Metazoa; Arthropoda; Thecostraca; Pollicipedomorpha; Pollicipedidae.
CCGUCCCCAGAGAGGAUCAGCCAUGAAGGUCGGGGUUCUGCUUGUCUUGGCGGCCAUUGCUGCCCUGGCGACCGCCAAAGGUUACGGCUCGGGCGGUGGUGGUGGCGGCGGUGGCCACGGCGGACACCACAGCCACGGCGGAGGUGGCGGUGGCGGGCAUCACAGCUAUGGCGGCGGUGGCGGUGGCGGCAAGAAGGGCUUCGACAUCGGGGCCAUCUUCGCCAAGAAAAAGCGGCUCUUCAGCGGCAUCAAGCAGAAGCUGGGCGGGGUGCUCGCCUCGGUCAAGGCGCCGUUCCUCCGAAUCAAGGGACAGUUGCUGAAGGCUGGAGGCAAUAUUCUGACCAGCAAGGGCAACAAGCUAAUCAGCCUCGCCCAGCAGCUGAAGAGCAAGUUUAACAAGGGCGGCGGCGGCGGCGGUGGCUAUGGAGGAGGUCACGGAGGUCACGGAGGAGGGGGAGGUCACGGAGGUGGUCACGGAGGAGGAGGUGGUGGAGGAUACGGUGGCGGCACCGAGUUCUUCAUAUGGAGCGCCAUCGAGGCCCAGUUCCGGAUAUGGGGCGCCUUCAAGACCCAACUCUGGAUACGGCGCGCCAUCAACACCCAACUCUGGAUAUGGCGCGCCAUCCAGCGGAGGUGA